Cynoglossus semilaevis (tongue sole) is the source of this 5393-nucleotide messenger RNA. Its product is annotated as large neutral amino acids transporter small subunit 1-like. Bases 1690 to 3267 code for a protein of 525 amino acids. Gene Ontology annotation, molecular function: neutral L-amino acid transmembrane transporter activity; L-amino acid transmembrane transporter activity. Gene Ontology annotation, biological process: amino acid transmembrane transport; neutral amino acid transport. Lineage: Eukaryota; Metazoa; Chordata; Actinopteri; Pleuronectiformes; Cynoglossidae. Gene Ontology annotation, cellular component: membrane. The record is from RefSeq and is a predicted model, not a curated record. The transcript is spliced from 11 exons.
UCCACAGUUUUAACAUCCGGGCAUUCAGAAGGCUUGCUCUCUGGGCUACACGCUGAGAACCGCGUUUCUCUCCCCUGCCCAGGGGAAAGUCCCCGGACUCGUGGCAGAAAGUGCUCUGGGUUAAUCCAGCGUCGACCUGCACUGCACUACCAAUCAGCCAAGACGUUCAUGUGAACAGAGCUGCGUGUUAGCAUGUCGACUUUGUCAGCUGUAUAGGUAUGCAAGUAACGCGUUAACUUACGCCGAAACAGAACGGGGCUCAUUCUCCGAAUGCAUUUUUAGUGACUUUUUAAAUAUAUAUAACCACAACACGCACCUUUUUUGUAGUUCUGAAACGUAUCACGUAUCACGUUGUUUCUUUAAACCACCAUCGUCACGUUUUCCUUGUCGCCUUGACGUAGUACAAUUUAAUAGUUUUUACUUUAUUCUUAUUUUGCUUUUAAUGUUUGCGAUUCUGUUUUGUUGCUGCAAAAAACAAAAAUAAAAACAGACAGUCAACUAUGCUUUCAACUUUAGGAUGCACAUUUAUUUAAAAUUUGCGCACUAACGUAUCGCAUCACAUUUUAAGUUAGUGUAAGUUUUAGACAGAACAUUUUAAUAGAAAACCUGAUAAAUAAAAAGUAAAGAAUGAAGAAUUGAAUCUUUUUAAAUAUACAUUUUGUUAAGCACACGGGUAACUUGAUAAAGAUAUUUUUAAAUAUAAUUCAAUCUUGAAUAUAGAUAUAGAUUUAAAAUGCCUAUAACGCGCCAUCUUGUGGUUCGAAAUGCGGCCAGAUUUUAGGGACAGAUGUUUCAAUUUGUUUAUUAUAAUUAUCAUUAUUAUGUAGGUUAUUAUUAGUAAUUUGUUAUAGCUAUGUAUUUAUUGUCUAAAUACACAACAAAUAUACCUUAAUCAAAUAUACCUUAAUCAUUGCUAAAUGUAAUGUUGAUUUACAGUGUCUCUGUCAGCAGGUCAAAAAGCAGGACAUCACUUGUCAUGGCUUCAUCUCACGUGAUAGAAGUUAAGGGGUGUGAAUGGGGUAAGGUGAUGCUUCGUCUUUAUUUCGGAUUGAAUAGAGACACCGGUUCUGCCAUCCGCGUGCGGUGUCAAAUGUCUGUAUGACAAUGGAGGAAGAAAGAUUCCUGUAAUCCCCAACUGACGCCACUAGAGGGUGCAGAAGCCUCGCAGUAUCCUCUCUGACGCACACGCUGUAGUCCACUGGAUUAGUCCACUGCAGAAAAAGAUUAUAGCGUCACAUGGAGGAUUCUACAAAUGGUGCCUGCUGCAAACCUAACCCCUGACCCCCCCCCCCCCCCCCCCCCCCCCCACCCCUCCUCCAAGCUGCCCCAUCAUCCUUUUGUUGUAGGUGUAGCCCCAAACAGCGACAGCAUCACAAAGGUUGGGGCACGCCCUACUGUAUCCUGGAGACACAGGAGGGAGGGACUGGAGGUAGAAAGAAGCGCACGCAGAGGAAGAGAGGAUCAGCGUGAGGUAAAUUGUAGUCAGAAGAACAAAAGCAGCAUGUGUAUAUGUGCUAAAGAGUGUGUGUUCAUGUAAGAGGAAGGGAGGGGAGUAGUGAGAGCAGGGCCGCGAGUGUAUGCGUGCGUUAAUAGGAAGACAGAGAGCGUGAGAGAUACCAAGAGGAAGGCGACAUAGAGACAGUCAUAAAGAGGCAGGUGGAAACAAGAGCACCGAGACCGAGCGGGAAGAUGGCUGAGCCGGAGCUGAAAUCACGGAGCAGUCGAGAGAGCGUUGCCAAGGCUGCGAGUCAGGAGAAGAUAGCAGCAGCAGAUGCAAACACAGAACAGGAUAGUCUUACCGCGGACCCUCAAGCAUGUCCAUCUCCCCCGGGGGACGACUCAUCAGGGGAUAAAGUGGAACUCAAACGCAGCAUCACCCUCUUCAAUGGUGUGGGAAUGAUCAUAGGCACCAUCAUCGGCUCGGGGAUCUUUGUCACUCCCACAGGGGUUGUGAAAGAGACAGGCUCAGCUGGACUCUCUCUGAUUAUUUGGUCCGUCUGUGGAUUGGUGUCGACCAUGGGUGCCUUGUGCUACGCUGAGCUGGGCACUACCAUCACCAAGUCUGGAGGCGACUAUACUUACAUUUUGGAGAUUUAUGGUGAACUGGCGGCCUUUCUCAAACUGUGGAUAGAGAUGCUCAUUAUUCGGCCAUCCUCGCAGUAUGUGGUGUCCCUGGUGUUCGCCACCUACCUGCUGAAACCUAUUUACCCAACGUGCUCUGUUCCUGAAAGUGCUGCCAAGCUUCUGGCAUGCCUGUGUCUCAUGUUGCUGACAUUUAUAAACUGUAUUAGUGUGAAAGCAGCCACCAAAGUCCAGGACUUGUUCACGGCUUCAAAGCUGCUGGCCCUGGUCAUUAUCAUCCUGUUCGGCUUCAUACAGAUCUUUAGAGGAAAUGUACCCUAUCUCACACCUGAUCAGGCAUUUGAAGGCAGCAAAUAUGGGGUCGACAACAUUGUCUUGGCUUUGUACAGUGGCCUCUUUGCUUUUGGAGGCUGGAACUACUUAAACUAUGUAACUGAGGAGAUGAUCAAUCCAGAGAGAAACCUGCCCUUGUCCAUCAUCAUAUCUAUGCCCAUCGUGACUGUGGUCUACGUUCUGACCAACUUGGCCUACUUCACCACCAUCUCUCCUGAAGCUAUGGUGGAGUCUGAGGCUGUCGCUGUGAAUUUUGGAGAGUACCACCUCGGUGUGAUGUCCUGGCUGAUUCCUGUCUUUGUGGGAUUGUCAUGCUUUGGAGCUGUCAACGGCUCCCUCUUCACCUCAGCACGCUUGUUCUAUGCUGGAGCUCGAGAAGGUCAACUUCCUGCUGCUCUGGGUCUGGUUCACAAAGACCUCUUCACUCCAGUGCCGUCCCUCAUCUUCACAUGUUUGCUCUCCAUGAUGUACGCCAUCUCCAAGGACAUCUUCUCCGUCAUCAAUCUCUUCAGCUUCUUCACCUGGCUCUGUGUUGGAAUGGCUAUAAGUGGUAUGAUCUGGCUGCGCAUCAGAAAACCCAAACUCCGCAGGCCAAUUAAGGUGUUUUUAUUCAUCCCUAUUGUUUUCGUUCUGGGCUGCAUCUUCAUGAUCGUCGUCUCUUUCUGGGCAGCUCCAAUCGAGACCCUGAUUGGCUGCGGCAUCAUUCUCACAGGUAUCCCAGCCUACCUACUGGGCUACAAGUGGAAGAAACCCGAUGUGGUCAAGAAGAUGCUGGAAAUCUUCACCGUGUUCUGUCAGAAGAUCUUAAUGUCGGUUCCCGAGGAGAAGAAACAGCGUGAGACGUCAGACUAAAGAUGGACACGCAAGACAAAGGAAAGGCUUAAAAUUUGGACUCAAUUUUGUUUAUGUCCGCUCUAGUUAUUUUUUAAAAUGAAAUCUUAAUUCAAUCAGCAAGCUGUACAACUGGUCUACACCAUAGAAUAGAAGACCACAGUGUGGACAUCUGACUGUAUAGGUGGUUACAAAGCUGCAGGAAGUAGAUUUCUUACUUAGUUUAUAGUGACAGGAAAUACUUGAUUGAAAGGAUUGUGGUGUCAAGGACCAGUUUCAGGUCGUUUUCAGUAGAAGAUGUCAGUUUUUGAGAAUUGUAUUCCUUAUAUUUUAGAAAAUAGGUGAUAAAGCACAAAACUCAUAAAACAGGAAAAAAAAUCUAAAUCAUAGAUGAACAUUCACAUGAAAACAUAACCACAACCAGCAUGACCUCCUUAUUUACAGUGUUUGGUGUGUGUGUGUGUGUGUGUGUGUGUGUGUGUAUAUAUAUAUAUAUAUAUAUAUAUACAUAUAUAUCAUGUACAUAAGGCUAACUCAUAAGGAAGCUCUUGCAAGUUCUGGCAUUCAAUCAUUUACAUGUUUUUGAACCAUUUUUUUAGGAUGUUAGUAUUUACUUGUUGUCCUACUAUUUAUUCUAGGUGCAUCAACUAGAGAGGUCAAUCAUAAUACCUGCUUUGAAAACAGAGGCACAGCAUAUACAAUAUAAACAACUCCAAAAUUCUCCCUGUAAUAGUUUAGUCCGUUAUAACUUUCUCUUUUUGCAUUCCGCUUAACAACAAAUGACCCAACAGUAGAUACAGUACUUUAAUAUGACUGUAGUGAAAAUGACAGCUGAGAGCCAUAACCCAUGACGUUCUCUCUUUGCUAGUACGUCGAUAAGUUGACCACAAGGGUCUCUUGGUGCUGGAGGGGUAUAUUGUUUGGCCAUCUUUGGUUGAGAAAAGCAAAGCUUUGAAGGAAUGAUAUAUAAAAAAGCUCUUUUAGAAGCAUUUUGCAGCAGUAGUCUUGAUAGGGGAAGCACAGGCUACAUGCAUUUUUGUUUUCCUGAAAGUAGUAUUUUGUUGAAUGAAACCACAGUACUGAAGCACAAAAAAACGGCAUUUGAGGUGUUAGAGUUGUAACGUGCUGCGGUGAAGCUGGGUCUGUUUCCAUUUUUCUUAGUGUCAGCUUCUCAUGUCCACAGUAUUUCACAGAAAUAAAGCUGCAGCUUGUAUUCCAUAUACAUAUAUACAUACUGUAUAAAGUGUGUAUAUAUGUAUAUGUGUAUGUGUGUAUAUAUAUGUAUAUAUAUAUAUAUACACAUACGUGUGACUUUAUUUCCAUGAAAUACUGUACAAGUUUAAGGUGAUAAAAAUGAUGUGUUACUGUAUGUAACUGAAGAUCUUGCAUAGAUGUCAUUCGAACUGCUGUACUUAGUGAACUUCAUUGUUGUGUCAGUGUUUUGUGUCUCACUGUGACAAUAUCAUUUGUUUUCCUAUCGUUGUGUCACUGUAAGACCAGACUGAAUGUUGAAAAAAAAAAUUUUUUUAUAGGAAUUGACCUAUAAAAAAUGUACAUUAAAAUUGAGUACCCUACAUUUUCUGAAAGUUAUUUCAGACGCAUUCCCAGCCCUGUUAGAUAUGGGUUAAAACAUUGUUAACUAUUAAGAAACCAGCUUAGACUACAUUAGAUUGUAUGGCUACUGUUUUGAGUGCAGUGUCCUACAUUAGUCAUCAGUCAAGUCGUGAAUGCAAACUCGUCAAAGAAAAAAAAAAAAAAGAUCAAGGAUGUGGUUUAGGCUCCGAACAGUUGACCUUAGUGCUGGAAAGAAAAUUAACUGUCAUCAAUAAGCUGCCAUCAGUGCAGCUUCACAACACUUGGAUCAAGAAGACAAAUUAUCAGGCUUAUUAAAGGCUUUCUGAAAAACAAAUCACUAGAGGAAAUAAAUUAUGUUGUUCAUCGAAUAAUAAAAAUUUGAAACAGUGUGUGUACAGCGUGUACUGUAAAAAACACACUAAAAAUCAAUCAGAUUAUAUAACGUUGUAUUCAUUAAUCUUAAACCGGUCUGGCCUGUUAUGGGUCCAGGGAAACCCAGGAAAUAUUUCCAGUUGACUUGAGACAAAAGGCACAAUAGCAACUUAGAUAUGUUGAUAUAUAUUUUGUUUCAU